GAUAUACCCAGAAAUAUUGAGAUUAGUUAAAAUCUUGUUAUGAACAUUUGCACACCAACAUGCAAGCGAAAGUGAAAUCCACGAACAACCUGGAGCCGCGAUGUCGUCUGUGUCUGCGGUGGUUUGGAAAGGACAAUACGCGGCUCGUGGAUAUCUGCGCCGAAAGCCUUUCCAACAGUAUACGAGAUUGCGUGGGCGUGUUUGUUUCCCCGGAGGAUAGCAUUCGUACGAUUUGCAUCAAUUGCAAACAAACUGUUAACUUGAUGGCUGACUUCCGGGCGCUGUGCCGCCAAGCGGAUGAAAUCUACGAAUCAGUGCGGAUUUGCUCUGGAGACGACUGGAGGUGGGAACGCUACAAGGAUCAUGUAGAUGAGCUACGAAUGCUGACGUGUCAACAUGGACGAGUUGUUAACGAUCAUUGGAUAGCUUAUAAAACUGACCUUGGGGAACCCUUCGAGAGAUUGGAUUCCAAUGAGUUUGCUUUUGUUGCCUUGGGGGAAAUAAAGGAGGAACCAGAAGCAUCUAACACAUCAAAUUGGGAGCCUGUGUCAAUGGAAUUCAAGGUGGAACAGGCUUUUGAACCCCAAAAUCCGAUUACGGAUGAGGAUGCCGAUGAUGACUACUUAGAUGAAACUGAACAAACCACUUCCACAAAGCUGCACGGAAGACGAAAGAAAAACUCCAAACGCAAGUCCAAAAAAUCGGUUAGUUGUUUUCUAAAAGAGGAAAACGAGAGGAUGCAAUUGGCCAAGUUUGUGCAGAAUUAUGAAUUUCUUUGGAACCGCAAGGAUAAAUCAUACAGCUGUAAAACCAAAUCAAACAAAGCAUGGGACACCAUUGCAAUGAAGAUGAAAAAGAGCCCAAAUGAGGUGAAAUAUGCGUGGAAAUGUUUGCGAGAUUUGUACCGAAACCGAAUAAAACGCGUCAUUCGCGGUGAGCUGCACAAUGGCGAUGCCCUUUUGGAGGAACCAAUCUUUAAGCUGCUCCACGUGAUGUGUGCCGAUAAUAUGAAAAUUGGUUCAGGUCGGGCGGAUGAAGCGAAAAGCCUAAUCCAGCAGGAUACGGAAACGAACGACGUGAUGGAUGCGAAUGCGUCUUCUUUCAAUGAGAAUGAACCUUUGGAGGAUGCAGAGAUAGAUACUGAAAUUGUGAUUGAGGUCAAGGAGGAGUUAUACCUUGCAAAUGAUGAAUUGCCUUUUGCUUUAGCGCAGGAAGUGCUGGAGCAUAUGAGCAAAAACUCACUAAAUGUUCUGAGCUCUGAUAGUUUUUGGAAUGAAACAGAGAAAAAACUGCGAAUGAAUUCCGCCACAGCAAAAACACUCUGGAAAGUGAUGAAAAAAAUUACCUGGCUGACAGAGCUGACGUAGAUUCAGCUGGACUGACGACACGUCUCCGAUUACAGAGUAACAAACUAUUCAAUCUAAUGAAUCAGAUUGUUCCCGUUUUAGAAGAACUUGAACCGUCUGUGGAAGAUGCACAAAACGUAAACGAUAGAUAUUUAUUUUGCUUCUUCAUGUUGAGGUGAGAACAUCUUAAAAACGAAUCUUUAUCUCUAUUACAUUAGGGAAAAGUUACCCAUUGAACUGAAAAUUUCUAUCGCCGAGGAGAUUAAAAAAUAUCCAGAAAUUUGGGACACAUCGUUGGCCAGUUCGAUGCACAUGAUUGAAACAAUGUGGACGGACAUAGCCCGCAAGUUUCAAAUGGAAGCAGAUGCAAUUCGGUAUCACUGGCGAUCGCUGAAGGACUUGUAUCGAGUUCAUUGCAAUCAAGAAAAAGAAGGAUCAACCCGACAAGACAUUUCGGAUGGGAAGUAUGACAAAUUGAUUGAGAUAUUACGAUGUAUGCAAGGUCGAAACGGAGAUCAAAGCAGUGGAAGCGAGGAAGCUGAUAGAGAUAAUGACGAAGACUUGCAAACAAGUGCUGAAGGUGAAACAAUCGAGGUGAAAGAUAAGCGAGGUAAAUCUGCGACAGGUUUAAUAUUGAGUAGUAUUGAGCAGAAAAUGACAUUGGCCCAGUUGGUACACGAAUACGAACACCUGUGGGACAAGGAACAUGCAGACUACAACAACAUCGUACUUAAGGAUCGAACAUGGGAUGCAAUAGCCGCGUCUAUGAAUGUUACUCGAGACGAGUUAAAAUAUACCUGGAAGUGUUUACGGGACUCGUAUCGCUAUCGUCUAAAACGUGUCAUCAAGGGAACUUUGGAGAGCAAAAGUUCGAUUUUGCAAGAUCCACUCUUCAGGUUGUUGGAUGAAAUGUGUGCAGAGAACAUGAAAUUUAGAUCACGUUCGAUAAUGGUAAAAAAAUCUGAAGACUCAGCCGAGUACGAAGAAAUUCUUAUCAACUUCAAUGAAGACGAUAAGCAGAAACUAAUCGCAAUAGUUGAGCAACAUUGCAACAUUUGGAAUUCAAAUCAUUUGGAAUAUUAUAAUUUAACUAAACGAGACCUUACAUGGAACACAAUCGCGGAGCAAAUGAGGCUCCCGAAGCCCGAGGUAAAGACACUGUGGAACAAUUUGAGGAACCUCUACCGUUCUCGGACUUCGCGUCUAUCAAAAGGUAUAAUAGAUGAGAAAAGUCCUCUGCUGUGCGAUCCCAUCUACGUGAAGUUACAGGCCAUGUUCAAUGACAGUGAACGGUUGAAAAUGGUCCCCGAAAAGAAAGCCAGUGGUUGGUACAAAGCUACUAAACCGAUGGAUCUCACCGCGGUCGAAUCGGGACCAUUUACCACUCUGGAGGAUAAAAUCAAACUCGUGCAGGAAGUAAUGCGGCACGAAUUGCUGUGGAACAGCAACCAUGUCGAUUACCACAGAAAGUUGGAUAAGCGUGGCGCUGCCUGGAAACAGGUUGCUGCCAAAUUAGGAAACUGCACAGUGGAUGAAGUCAAAGUCGUAUGGCGCCGAUUGCGGGACAUGCACCGGAAAUGUGAAGCACAUGGUGUCUACCGAAAUACCAUACCGAACAGCAGGCACGGCGAUACCAACGUAAAAGACUCUUUGUAUGAAAUGUUUUCCAUAAUGGCGAAGGUCGACGGUGAUACUGCAAAUUCGGCUGUUGAAGGCGUGACUAUUCAAAAACGGCCCCGGGGAGAGGGCGCUUUGACACCUACCGGAAAGCGCAAGCUUCGCUUUAAGCGGAACAAGUUUGCCGAUGAAGAAGGAUGCAUCAAGCGUAACAGAGCGAGUGGCACCAGUUACGAAAAGAUUUGCGAACAAUGCGGAAAACAUGUGCCACGGUCUAUGUUCGAGGAUCACAUGAACCUACACAAUGGCUUGAGGCCACACGCCUGUUCAUUUGAAGGAUGUGAAAAGCGAUACAGCACCAGAAUAACGCGCAACCGUCACGAGGAGUUGAUUCACCGCGCCGACUGCUUCAAAUACCAAUGCGAUCAGUGCGAUAGAAAAUUCCCGCACCGUAGUGCCUUCGAACGGCACUACGCGAUCAAGCACAAGAGUCAUCAGGUCCCGUGCCCAAUUUGUGGCAAGCUCUUGAAGCACAAAUCUCUUUUGCAGGGUCACGUACGGCUACAUUCCGGUCGCUUUCCAUGCCCUGUUUGCGGCAAAGUACUGAUGAAGAAAUACUCUUUGAGUAUGCACUUGCGAGCGCACACCAACGAGAAACCCUUUUCCUGCAAAUUUUGUGAUAAGCGCUUCUUUUGGAAGGUACAGUUCAAGACGCACCUGGAAAAGGCGCAUGACAUAUCGUGGGAAGAGUUUCUGGAAAACUACGGUGAAAGUAAUAGCAGUCAGACAUGAUUUGCGAUCACAUACUAUUUAUGUUUAUAAAAUAAUGAAGCUUUGAAAUAAUUUAUAACUUUUAUUAUAUAAAAAGUAUCUAUUAUUUACAUA
This is a messenger RNA of Armigeres subalbatus, 3848 nucleotides long. RefSeq lists its product as uncharacterized. The record is from RefSeq and is a predicted model, not a curated record. The coding region runs from base 1653 to 3755 and encodes 700 amino acids. The transcript is spliced from 8 exons. Lineage: Eukaryota; Metazoa; Arthropoda; Insecta; Diptera; Culicidae.